Messenger RNA from Colletotrichum scovillei, 1374 nucleotides. Its product is annotated as RanBP1 domain-containing protein. The record is from RefSeq and is a predicted model, not a curated record. The transcript has 5 exons. Gene Ontology annotation, cellular component: nuclear pore; cytoplasm. Bases 308 to 1015 code for a protein of 235 amino acids. Lineage: Eukaryota; Fungi; Ascomycota; Sordariomycetes; Glomerellales; Glomerellaceae. Gene Ontology annotation, molecular function: GTPase activator activity. Gene Ontology annotation, biological process: nucleocytoplasmic transport.
CCCAACUUCACCUCGAGCGAAGAAACAUAAUCAUCUUUUGCUUUCCACUCUCCGAUCCCCCCCUUUACUGCAGAACAUACCGCUGCUAGCCCUGGUAAGUCUCAUUCUUCUUGAGUCUUGCUCCCCGCAGUCCGCUUCCUGUCGGCCUUGAUGACGAGCAUGUCGUCGCGCCCAUCCGCCCGAUGAGGGGCAGAUUUGGUCGUAAUGCAAAGUCCACGAGCUAACGUUUUUUCUCCUCGUUCCCACCCGCAGAUCUAAGCAUCGUCAUACUUCACCCCAAAACCACUACUUCGCAAAUCUCAUCAAUAUGUCUUCUGCCGAAGCUACCGAGCCCAAGGUCGAGGAGACCAAGCCCGUCGAGACUACCGGCGAGGCUGAGAAGCCUGUGACCUCCUCCUCCGUUUUCUCCAUGUUCGGAGGUGGUGCCAAGAAGGAGAAGAAGGAGGACGAGGACCGCGGUGACAACUCUGGCAGCGCAAAGGCCCAGCGCGAUGCCGCAAAGAAGGACGGCGAGGAGGAUGAAGCCCCCGAGUCCGAAGAUGUCCACUUCGAGCCCGUCAUCAAGCUGACGGAGAAGGUCGACGUUGCCACCAACGAGGAGGCCGAGGAGCAGCUUUUCAAGAUGCGCGCCAAGCUUUUCAAGUUCGUCAAGGAGACCACUGAGUGGAAGGAGCGCGGCACUGGUGAUGUCCGCCUGCUCAAGCACAAGGAGAACGGCAAGACCCGUCUCGUCAUGCGCCGUGACAAGACCCUCAAGGUCUGCGCCAACCACUACAUCGUUCCCGAGAUGAAGCUGUCCCCCAACGUCGGUUCCGACCGCAGCUGGGUGUGGAACGCCGCCGCCGAUGUUAGCGAGGGUGAGGCUGAGGCCGUUACCCUGGCCAUCCGCUUUGCCAACUCUGAAAACGCAAACCUCUUCAAGGACUCUUUCCUGAAGGCCCAGAAGGACAACGAGGAGCUUUUCAAGGCCGCUGAGGGCGAGGCCCCCGCCGCCCCCGCUGCCGAAGAGUCUUAGAUUUACCACAACCUCCCGAUUCCGUGAGAAGAUGAAGAUGGAAGGCCCAGCACGCCGGGCUGUCAUCAAAACGGCCCGACCCCCCCUGCAACAACACCGAAACUAGCACCAUUGUCAAACUUGUUUUUACACCCCCCAAUACGAGGCAGGCUGGAUCACUUCGGUGAGGAGAAGCUGAAGAGUGCAAGAAAGACUUGCACCGAGUGGUGUUUGUUUUGAGCAUUGAUACGCAGAUGGAUAGCAUCAAGGCUUAGGAGCAAGACACUCUACACAGCACAAAUCAACAAGAAUAAAGUCCCUUCUAUAUUGAUUAGACGUUCCAGUAGGAGAGAUAGACGCGCGGAUGAAUCAUACCCCCU